This is a messenger RNA of Cotesia glomerata, 1804 nucleotides long. It is a transcript of the gene DCP1, whose product is annotated as mRNA-decapping enzyme 1A. Lineage: Eukaryota; Metazoa; Arthropoda; Insecta; Hymenoptera; Braconidae. The transcript has 3 exons. Gene Ontology annotation, cellular component: P-body. The record is from RefSeq and is a predicted model, not a curated record. Bases 307 to 1770 code for a protein of 487 amino acids. Gene Ontology annotation, molecular function: enzyme activator activity; mRNA binding. Gene Ontology annotation, biological process: deadenylation-independent decapping of nuclear-transcribed mRNA; positive regulation of catalytic activity; deadenylation-dependent decapping of nuclear-transcribed mRNA.
GAUUUCACGGCCAAAAUGGUGGGUAUUUAUUACUCAAGGCGUCUUGGACUUUAGUGAAUGUUGAUAUACCUCGAAGCUACCGCAAUUAUUAAUUAAUACACGUGUUUUUAAAAUAAAAAUGAUAUAACGCCUUAUCAUACGUUAUACGUGUUAUUUAUGUUCUUGGUUAAAUAAAUUUUAUUUAAUUAUCAGAUAAUUAUCAACUAUAAACUUCGGUUUUGGUCCACUGAAAAGUAUCUAAUAAAUCAAACGCGCAUUUACGACUGUUGAGAGUAAAGUUGGAAUUAAAUUUAUUUAACCACAAUAAUGGGAGACUUGACAGAAAUAAAGAUGAAUAUGGCAGCUUUGAAACGCGUUGAUCCCUAUAUCAAGGAUAUUUUAGAGACAGCAACGCAUGUGGCUCUUUAUAAAUUUAAUGCGGAGAACAAUGAAUGGGAGAAGACUGAUAUCGAGGGUGCAUUGUUUGUUUAUUCGAGAAACGGCGAACCCUACAAUAGUAUCCUUAUUAUGAAUCGACUAAAUACCAAUAAUUUAGUGGAACCUGUUACACAGAGGCUUGAUCUCGAGCUGCAAGAACCAUUUUUACUCUACAGAAAUUCAAAAUGUAACAUUUACGGUAUUUGGUUUUACGACAAGGACGAGUGCAUACGUAUUGCGGCUAUUUUAAAACAGCUUGUAAAGCAUUCUGACGAAAGCUUAAAGAAAGUUAAUACAAGUUUAAAGAAUAAAAAACAAGUCAUUAAUAAAGCCAGUGACUCUUUCAAUAACGUUGAUAUAUUUAGCAUGCUCAGCAAAGCUCAAGAAAAUUUCAAUACUUCCAGAGAGAGCAAUGGUAAUCAUGAUAUUAAUUUGAAUUCUGAUGGAAUUUCUGAUGAUAUCAAUACUUUUUCUCAUUCAGGAACUAUCACAACUGGUGGAAUGUUUGAUGGAACUUCUCAAAGUGUUGUUGAUUUCUUUGCCAAAGCCAAGGUAAAUACGGGCCAUUUCAAACCGGAGCACCAACAGCCUCCAGGAAACGUUCACGUCACCGUAGAAAAGCCUAUAUCCUUAUCUCACCUAAUGUCUCACCCAGCGGCCCACACUCUAGAGCACAUAGAAAAACAGCAGCGUUCCAUCACGCCCCAAUCUACGGGAAUUCCUUCGAUAGUCCCACCAGCGACAGUGCCAAUUACAGUGAACUUAAUGAAGAAUGGAACUCCAUCAAGUAAAACGAAAAAGCACGCAUGUUCCAACAACUCUGGACCAGCAGCAUCGUCCCAAAUGCUUCAACAUCCAAAAUCAAGUGCAAGCAAUGACGUGAUAGUCGCUAAAAGUUUCCAUAGAAUACAAUCACCUUUGACAGGUCCAACGAAUAAUUCAAUAAUAAAUCACCAUACUCCAGGACAAAAUUACAGACAUUCAAUUUUCUCAAUGGACACUCCGCUUGAUUGUAAUAAAGUAAUUAAAAAUGAAGAGCCAAGUGCUGGAAAAACUGUGACGGAUAUUUCAACAUUGCCAUUAGGAUUUUCUUCACUAGAUUUAGACGACAAGUCAAUUGAAUCUGAGGAAGCUCAAGUUGGAAUUCGUGGAUUUGGUUCAAAUGCUCCGGCGUUGAUGCCUCCCGUGAUGUUUUCUGCUACCAGUCCCUCUGAGUCAUCUCGACCAAUUAUUGAACCUCUUACUCGAAAUCAACUACUCCAAGCGUUUAAUUAUCUUCUUAAAAAUGAUCCGGAUUUUAUGAUGAAAUUACACGAUGCUUACGUUAAAUCUUUUAGCGAAAUUUAUUCGUAAAAUUUAAUUAAAAAUCUUGGGAGUAAUUAUUUAA